Messenger RNA from Dendrobium catenatum, 683 nucleotides. Its product is annotated as cysteine-rich and transmembrane domain-containing protein WIH2-like. The record is from RefSeq and is a predicted model, not a curated record. Lineage: Eukaryota; Viridiplantae; Streptophyta; Magnoliopsida; Asparagales; Orchidaceae. Bases 145 to 384 code for a protein of 79 amino acids. The transcript has 3 exons. Gene Ontology annotation, cellular component: plasma membrane.
AAGGAUUCAUCAGAUAGAGCUAUAAAUAUUCAAGCAAAUAAGAGCUUUGUACUCAGUUCAAUAUCGUAUAUAGCACUUUCUCCUUCCUCUCUCAUUAGUUACAAGUUCUCGCUCCAUCUUCUCCUUUGUCAUCAUUCAGCAAACAUGGCUUCUUACGCGCAGGCUAAUCCUCAAGCUUACUCUGCACCGCCAACCUCUUUCCCUCCACAAGGACAGUUGCCCUAUUCCGCACCUCCUCCAGUAGGGUACCCUACAAAUGACACUGCUGCUUACCCUCAGCAGGUUCCAACCAAGACCAAGAGUCGCGGCGAUGAUGAUGAUGGUUUCUGGAAAGGAUGUUGUGCGGCACUGUGUUGCUGCUGUGUGUUGGAGACCUGUUUCUAAGAGUGAAGCAAACCAGUGAAAUUGUUUGAAUUAUGAUUGAGAACUAUAUGUUAGUUCACUUCUGAUGUAUUUUAAGUUAUCAUUUUAUAUCCCUUUGAUUUAUAUCUCUGUUUUCAUUCAUGAAAAUAUUAAGUUCUAUCCUUUCCCUCCUUUAAGAGGUUAUUGUUUAUGUUACUAUAAGACCGGCUUAAUAUGAUCAUUUAAAUCAGUCUCAUCUUAUGUGAACUUUAAGAUUGAAGAGAAUGUGAUUAAUGGAAAAUUAUGAUGAGUGGCAAUAAGAAUUGUAGAGCUUUGUGUAA